AUGGUCGCUUUAGAUCCUUUGAAAAUUCCAAAAAUAAGGAUUUUACAAGGCGAAGGUCCAGUGAAUGUUAACGCGGCACUUGAUGACGUCCUAGUCACCGGGUUUGGAGAGACAGAGGUUUUGCUGAACCAGGUGGAUAGCAAAAGUUAUGAUUUCUACACGAAAGUACGAGUACCAAAAAUAAGAAUCGAAGGAACUUACGAUUUAAAAGGCAAAAUAUUGUUAAUUCCGUUGGUAGGUCGGGGUCUCUGCUGGUUUGAACCGACAAAUAUGACUAUUGAUAUUUUAAGUGACGUUAAAUUGUACGAAAAAGACGAAUUUGUUUUCUUCAAUGUAACUGGGGCACAUGUGAAAUAUACCGUAGGAGGAUUAAGCCUGCGAAUGAAUAAUCUAUUUGAUGGUAUUUCAUCAUUAGAGGACAGCACAAACGCCUACCUAAACGCUAACUGGAGGCCAGUAUCAGAAUCAUUACGUCCAAUCUUAUCAAAAACUAUAGAAGAUAUUUUACUUGGUUUCAUGCAGCAAUUAUUCCACAACUUACCUGCGAAUUUCAUGAUUGGAGAUAUUAAAAAGAUGUUAAAGAAAGCUGACAAAAAAAUUUAA
Messenger RNA from Parnassius apollo (apollo), 603 nucleotides. Lineage: Eukaryota; Metazoa; Arthropoda; Insecta; Lepidoptera; Papilionidae. The record is from the annotation of a GenBank genome assembly.